Messenger RNA from Chilo suppressalis (striped riceborer), 2353 nucleotides. The record is from the annotation of a GenBank genome assembly. Lineage: Eukaryota; Metazoa; Arthropoda; Insecta; Lepidoptera; Crambidae.
CACAAGCGUUUAAAGUUUUUUCAUUACUUUUUUUGACAAUCUAUUCAUGGCGGAUAGGUUAUGUUAUCGUUUCUAAAAUUCUACGUUUUCGGUCACGAACAACAAAUAUAUUUGAUUUCUCUGUUAAUGAUUUAUAACAGUUUUGUUCUUUAAUUUAAUAUUGAAGCUGAGUAAAUCUGCAAAAAGUUAAGUUUUAUUAUUGUCAGAUAGUUUACAUUUACAGUGAACGCCGUUUAUUUUGGGAAUAUACAAUAUUAUAAAAUGAGUUUAGCUAAAGUUCCUAAUAGUAUCAAAACGAAAUAUGAAGCUUUAGAUAUUUUCUUAUUUUGCAAUGGACAGCAUACGACUCCACCUAGAAAAUAUCAUUUGAAAUCCGAGGAACUCGAGAAAUGGGACGACACCUUGAUGAGAAUUGCACAGUCACAAUAUGGAAAUAAGCAAUCUAUCGUUGACUUGUAUACAAUGGUCGGCGAAAAGCUGACAUCUCCAAUUGAAAUAGCUAAUAAUAAUGUGUAUGUAGCUGUACCACAUACAGAAAAGUUUAUUCCCGUUGGGUACAACGAGUACUUACUGAAAGCGUCAAGAUCUCGUGAAAAACGUCAAGGCAAAAUACGUAUAUCAAAAGACGUGCUACCCGAGACAGGUAUGAAGUAUUUUUAAAAACUAAUCUAAGAUAUUCUGAAACAAAAUAUUUUGUAUUUCAGUAGAACAACAAUGUAAUAGAAUGAGUAUUUGUGAAGAUUCCGAAAAUAAAACAAAUAAUGGCACCGAUCAUCAAGCAAAAAGCCCUGAGGAUAACAAAAGUAUAUUGGGGCAAACUAUCAACAAGAAGACCUUCCAUUUACCAUUUCCAAGAAAAUAUAGUCGAAACGUCCCACCUGAUACAAUAACCAAAGUGUUUCCCAAAAAUAAAGAAAAACCACAGACGAACAAAAAUUUAAAGGUCAACAUGGAAAGAAACCUUAACAAAGAUCCAAUAUCGAUUACAAAUCCCAAUAGAUCCAUUAAAUCGAAGGACAAAGACUGCAACAAAUAUAUUUUCAUGGCAAAAAAUAACAAAAGCAAAAGAGAUAACAUCAAACCCGAAAUAUCUAAUCAAAUACAAAAAAAACCUACAAUUUUUGAUGAAAAUAAUAUCUCUACAGCCAAUCCAGUAAUCGAUGACUUAACAUGUGAUAAAGAAUUGAUCGUCGUUAAAAAACCCGAGUCAAUGAGUAUAGACAUAAAUACAGGAAUCUCAUUACUAUCCAGACCUAUAAUACCCUUACAUGAAAUUUCAACUCUGCCACGGUUAGAUGAAAAUGUAACAAAUACGCAAGAAACUUUUAAGAAAAAUAACUGUUAUAAUGCAGAAAACAUCAAAGUACAAAAUGUGGCCAUAUGUAAUGUACAAUCCACUACUCAUUAUAAUGUACAAAACGAAAAAGAAAUUAGCAAAAAUACUUAUACAAAUACUUUAGAAUAUCAAUAUCGCACUGACAACCUCAAUAUAAAUAACGAUAGUCAACCUAUCGAAAAUUUUAUUACUGUUGUUGAUGGAGGAGAUGUAAUCAAUUUAAAUUUGAAAUUAAAAUUGAAAAAAUGUGAUGGAACCGUCAAAGUAAAUAUUGAUAAUAAAUUACACUCUAUAACAGAAAAAAAGUGCAACUCGGAUGUAAUAAAAGAAAUUACAGAAGACGAAAAAACCUCGAAACUCGUGGUUUUGCGAUGUUCUUGUUGUUGUAAUGAUGAUUUCGAUGUACUUUUGCAGAAUUGUGAUUUAUCAUCAGACCCCACUGAGAAAAUCUAUUUCGUACUUGUACCCUACAUUGAUUGUAAAAACCAAAUGAUAAGAUGCAAUUGUGAGCAAAAAGGUACGACACCAUCAAAAAUAGAAAUUGACGAAACAAGGUUAAGCAUCGCUAACCCAGUAACCAAAGUAAACGCUGAUACUUCAUUAAUAAAAAGGUCGGAUAAAUAUGAUAUGGAGAAUGAAACGCAAAUUGAUAUAAAAAUCAGCGAUGUGAAUAUUCCUCGAACACAAUCACUAUUACCAAAUAAUCUUAAAGAAAGUUUAAACAAUAAUUCAGAGAGAGGUAACUAUUUUUCGGCUAAAGAUGAACAUUUAAUAAAUACAAAUCUUAAUUCUGUACAAGUCAAUACUACUGAACCAAAUGAGGAUCUCGAAUCUUUAAUCUUAAGAAUAAAUGAUUCUAAUAUGACCAAACAAUUCAUGGACAAUACUACGCAAACAGAAUGGUCUUCGCUUUUGCUAGAAGCAAAACGUCAUGAGGAUGGUAAUUAUUCUUUUCACUUGCCUCCAUUGUCCGUACUAAAAUAUUACUUUUGAUGAUAAAUUAAAUGCUUUUAUAGU